CAACGCCUGCAUUCUAAUUUGUUAUACUUAUCAGUUCUUCCAGGGUUCUUAGUGUUGUUAUUGUUGUUACAGUUAUUUCAUCAUCAAAUAAUGUAUCAGUUCGUACUGUUCGCAUCCUUGGCUGCUCUUGGGCAAUGUCUACCAUCUUUAAUUGAUACAGAAGGCUAUUCCGGCUCCUAUGGAGGCUCUUCUGGCGGCUGGCAAGGCGCCCUGAGCCUGGCAGACGGCGGCCAUGACUUUGAGGGGGCGGCCAGCAGCUACGGCGGUCUCAACCUCAAUGGCCACCAGACACAAGAGGGUGGCGGCGGCGGCGGCGACUACCACCGCGGGGUCAGCAUAGUCGGCAUCGGAGGCGGUGACCAGAAGAACACCGUCUUCGACCUCACUAGUCAUGCUGGCGCAGGCCACAAAGGCUCCUACGGCGGCAGCUUCGUCGCCUCUGAAAAGUACAGCGGCGGGUCCGGACACGACGGCGGCGCCCCUAGCGCCGCCUACGGCGUCUCCGAGGAGUACUCGGCGGGAGGCGGCGGCGCCGAGUUCAGCGACGUGCUAGGCGCCAGCGAGCAGAUCGGAGGCGGCGGCCACAAGAACUACGAACCGCUGUCGGCGUGGUCGCUGGGGGCGGGACACGAAGGACUCUCGGCGUACCACAGUGACGGGGGGGCAGUAGGAGGGUACCAUUAUUAGGUUUUAUUUGACCACACAUUUUAUGAUAUUUGUCUGUUUCCUUCGAGUAAUUGAUAUUUCUUCACAUUGGAUUUGAAAAACUUGCUAAUAAUAAGUAGAAACAACAAUUAAGUGAGUAAGAUAAGAAUAGAUGGUGACUUAUUCUGGUCAAAGGGAAAUUAGUAGUGGUGCCCGCGAGAGUCUCGUUUUCGAGAGUCUUGCAUGGUCUCGUCUCGUUUUCGAGACAAGACUCGAGACGAGACUUUCAUUAUUCUCGUCUCGAGUCUCGUGCAAGACUUCUCGUGUCUCGUGCGAGAGUCUUGCAGGUG
Phaedon cochleariae (mustard beetle) is the source of this 995-nucleotide messenger RNA. NCBI's taxonomy places the organism in Eukaryota, Metazoa, Arthropoda, Insecta, Coleoptera, Chrysomelidae. The record is from the annotation of a GenBank genome assembly.